This is a messenger RNA of Anisakis simplex (herring worm), 1494 nucleotides long. Lineage: Eukaryota; Metazoa; Nematoda; Chromadorea; Rhabditida; Anisakidae. The record is from the annotation of a GenBank genome assembly.
AUGUCUUCGGCUAAUGGAAUGCAUCAACGGAGACCACCACAAAGUCGUGAAACUGGCGAUUCUGAGCCCCAGUUAAAUGGUUUUGAUGAGGAUAUGGCCCGUUUUCAGAAGAUCUACGCAGAAUGUGAGGUACUGGAGCCACCAGAAUGGAAGAGUGGUCUUGAGCGUGGUAAAGGGGAUUUUGGUAAGACGAUGUUUCGACGACUAUUCCACUGGGGUCCUAUAAUUGCAAUUGCUAUCACACUUUCGAUCGGUUUAACAGCAACUUAUUUACAUUUGCAAUGGUGGCCAUUGAAUUCCGUUGGAGCAUUUGUUCAUUUGACAGUCUUCUUAUAUUUCAAUUACUCAGUACUGUCAAAUUUGUGUCGGUCGGCAUUUAUCGGACCCGGAUAUGUACCGUUGAAGUGGUCACCUCCUGAACAGGAAUUUGAAUCUCAUUUACAAUUUUGUGUUAUAUGCGAUGGCUAUAAGGUGCCUCGAUCACAUCAUUGUUCACGGUGUGGUAGAUGCGUCAUGAAAAUGGAUCAUCACUGUCGUAAGUUUGCACAUCAUUUUCAAGUAAUAUAUCAUAAAUUUACAUCUGGUGCAGCCUAUUUGAUCAUAUCGAAUUGGUUAACUGAACUGAAGAAAGCAUGGAUAAACAACUGUGUUGGUCAUCGAAAUCACGCAUAUUUUGUUCGUUUCUUAGCCAUGUCUGUUGUCGGCUGCACUCAUGCCGCGUUGAUAAUCUCGUUCGCACUUUAUCGUGGCAUAUUCAGGAUAUGGUUCAUUCAACACGGUGUUUACGAUGGACCAGAAGUGUUGUUAACGAUUUAUACGUUCAUACUGUCGGUGUUUGCGUUUGGACUUGCACUUGGCGUUAUUGUGGCCGUUGGUUUCCUACUGAUCGUACAGUUGAGAAGCAUUCAUCGAAAUCGUACGGGUAUCGAGGAUUAUAUUUUGGAUAAAGCGAACAGUUAUGAACGUAAAAUAAUCUUCUUGUAUCCGUACGAUCUUGGAUGGAAACGAAAUUUCCGUGAAGUGCUCGGCACAUGGGAUGGAUUGCCGAAGACGAAUGGAGUAUGGUGGCCGGUCAGAAGACCAACAACACAGUUCACGUUUUCAGAGGAACAGUUGACGCAGAAACGUCUGAAACGGCUGAAUGCUCGUGAAGUUCGGAUCGUGCGUCCGUUCGAAGGGACUUGCCUGUCGACAAUACUGAUCGGUGUUCGUGUCUUUUUGUGUCAGCCGUGCAGCGAUGAGGAGAGAAUAGCGGUUAAGGUUGGCGAACAUUGGAUGGUAACGCGAGUGAAUAAGUACUGGUUUUAUGCUACUAAGAAAGAGGCCAAAGGUAUUGCGAAACCGGAAGAAUCAGUGCGAUCAUCAGCAUCUGAAUCUUCAGAAACGUUCAGUUUAUCUGCGUCAACGGUUCCAAAUCAUCUCCAUCAUCCGCAUUAUAGACCACCGAGAGGAUGGUUUCCGAGGGUAUGCGCCGAGCAGGUAGAAUGCGAAUGA